AGUUGUCACUGCAACUGAGAAGAUCACCAGAGAAGAUUUCUCUCUUUGAUUUUGAGCAUUUAGAUUAAUUUUUCUUUGUUUUCAAGAGUGAAUUAUUGUCUUCAUUAUCAUAUCACUAUUUUAUUUAACUGUAUCGAUCUAACUGAUGGAAAGGGCAUCCUCCUAGGGGCAACCUGCGGCACCAUGCCUUUCCUAAUGAAUCUGCUAACUACCCAAAGAUAACCAACAAUUUAUCCCAGUUAAGAGGACAACAACCAGGUAGCCUCCCCUACUGAUGGCCUUCUUCCGGCAGCUGCAACUUCUUCUCUGGAAGAAUGGACUGGGAAUCAUCCGACAGCCAUUUUGGUCAGUGACUCUGAUCAUAUGGCCUUUGAUCAUCUUCAUCCUCAUCGCUGUGACCCGCCAUCAGUUCCCACCCGUUGUAAAAGAUGCAUGUUAUGUUGGACCCCGUAACCUACCAAGCACAGGCCUCUUGCCUUUUCUGCAGACCCUCAUGUGCAACACUGACAGCAGUUGCCAUAACACAUCUCUCUUUGUGGACCCAGCUACAUCAAAAUCCUCGAGAACAAAAAGAUCCACUUAUUUUCCAAAGACUUCCCCACUGGCAACUCUGAUUCAAGGGGGAGAAUAUUUCAACUUUGGUUUCCCCAAUGACUCAAGCAACGAUCCUGCACAACUGGUUCGACUCAUGGAAAAUAUUUUUGGUUCAUCUCACCAAGGAAACCAGAACGCAAUCUCUCUUAUGAAUGUUAUCAACACCACUUUGGAUGAUCAGGAAAACGUGAACAAAAUGCUGGAGUCAGUUAACAUUUUGAAGAGGGCCAUCUGCACUGUGACUCUGCCCGCGAUCAACGGAACAUCCCCCGACACCCUCACGUAUGCAGUGAUCACUUUCUGCAACACCAAUAACACUGUGUUUGAAGUCACACUUCAAACUCUGAACAAGAUUUUGACAGAGAUGAUGCUGACAAAACCAGAUGAAAUGCUGUCAGUGGCUGGAAUGACGGUGCUGUUAUUUGAUCAAUUACAAAAUGAGACUUCACUGUGGGAAAGCCUUCUAGCUUUUCCCGAGCUCCUCUCUUCUCGCUCCAUUGACCAAACGCUGAGCGGGACCAAAGACUUACUCACAAACAUACAGGGUGCCUUGCAUGUCAUCCAGAGAAAUUUCCCUGCAACUGUUGACUCGCUUGGCACGGUUCAUCCGCUUCUUGCUGGAGCCAUCAACUUGAUUCACUACAUUCAAAACUGGCCUGGAAAAAAUGUUUACAUUUCCCUUGGAGAGGUUGUUAUGUUGCACAAUGACACACUGAGUGAUAUCAUGAAACAAGUUCUACAAGAUGUCGAGAUACCACUGGACCAGGCCAUUGGUCUGACAUUGGACAAAGAGAUGGUCCAGUUCUAUUUAUGUGGCAACAGCAGUAACCCGAUAUGGUUAACAGCAGCGUGCAGUAUGGGUACUGUAGACCUCCUCCUGAGUUGGAUCAGCCCAGACAAGGUGGCAAAACAGGCUCUCCUGGCAUGGAGUGAGCAUGUGGCAGCACAUGAUGUGUCCUUUGUCAAAGGAUUGCUGCACAGUCUGAUGGGAGGUUCAUACUCAGGAGAACAUGGAGCCUCCAACGUCACAAGAUCUCGGCGUAGCAUAGAUACACAACCACAAAACAUUGAGGAGGAGCUGUUUUUGGGGGUCGGUCACACAGUGUUGGAGCUUGUGAGCAUUGAGCCUACGUUGGAUAUGGUUGUCCAGAGAGUCCUCAGAACUGCCUUCCAGUCCAUGAAAGCAGCAACAACUACUUUGGGCACUGUUGACGAAAUAAUGAGCAAUGUUCUGAGUGAUGCUGGUGAUCUCCAGUUGACUUAUCGCAUGCUGAUGACCAACCAGUCUGAGGCACAAGUUUGGAUCAGCAGGGUCUUGGAGAGUGUGAUGGAAAUGAUCAUGAAGACUCUGGAAUCAGAGCCCCUCACAUGUGAAGAACUUCUGGAGCCCUUUGAGUGGCUUUUAUCCACCAAGGCCAUUAAGAUUGAGGUGUGGAGAUCAAUGAUCUGCCAAAACAACUCUGCUCUACAGCAAGCUUUGACGAUGGACUGGAUGCAUGUGGUUCAAGAGGUCCAAGAACUGUAUAACAUCGUAAUGGGUGAAGCAGACAUCAAUGUAACACUUCCCAUGAUUCUGUCUGAGUGGCACCAGUUGUAUAGUAAAAGUCUGCAGUUUGGAGGUUUUGUGGACAAUCUGGUCACAGUUCUGGGUGGAGAAUACUGGAUGAACUGGAUGCCUGACAACAGCACCCAUAACGUUACUGGAAUUCUUCAACAAAGUGUUUUCAUGUCCCUGGCAAAGCUUGGAGAGGAGCUUGAGAUGAGCGAGCAGUGGCCUGAGGUGAAGAGCUACUUCCACAUGAUUUACUGGAUUGUGAACUACAGGCCUGGUGGCGCAUCUCAGCCAGCAAACUGUUCUGUUGACAGUCACUCCUUAGCUCUUCAUUGUGAAACAGGCUUGAAGUGGCCACAGUUGGUUGAAGCGAUGGCACAUGCUCUGAUGUCACCAAGUGAAGAUGUCCUGGUAAAUUAUCUCAAAGGAGCUGUGAAUCUGUUGCAGCAUGUGUAUGGGGACAUGUAUACACAUCUGGCAGCCUCAUAUUUACAACAAGAAAUCAAAGGUGGAGAUGCCCUCUCUGCCUACCUGACAAACCUGAUGCUUAACCUGGAUGACUUUGUCAAGACAAUCUCUGUUCUCCCCAAUCAAAACAACUCAGACUCUGCUGUCAUGGCUCCACUCAUUGAUAACCUGCUAAAGUCCACAGGUCUGUCACCACUCCUGCCUCUGCUCUUCAGUGAAGGUCCCAUCAGCACCUCCAUGGUGCUCGAUGUAGCUUCAAAGGUUGGCAGGCUCAACCAGCACAUCUUCACCUUCAAUGAGACAGACCCAACAAUGCCUGAAUUGGAACAGCUGAUAAUGCAGUUCCUCUCCUUGGAGGGUAACCUCACCCUGUCCAUCCCCCACAUAAUGGGAUACAAUCUGCUAACCUAUUCCAGCUCCUUCCAACCUGACGAUGUUGCUCGUCUCAAAGAAGCCAUUCAGCCUUUCACCAACCAGACCUCAGCCGGCCUUGCAGAUACCAUCCUCAGUGCCAUGGAGCUUCUGAAGACAGUGAUGAAUUCCCCAGAUGGAGACCCAACUAACAUCAUUCUUGGGUACAUACACCAGCUUCAAGAGUUUAUGAUUUCCCUUUACAGACUGCAAAAGAUUGGACAUCUCCAUUUACCAAAUGGACAGCUGAAUGCAGCUCAAAUCACUGACCUCCAAAUGAUCUCCACUGACUUUUUUAACCUCUUCACUACAGAAGGUCUUCAAAACCUCACUCAGGCUGGACCAGAUGUUGCUCAGGAAAUUGUUUUCCAGAAGUUUGUAGCAUUCCUACCAGCUGCUCUCCAAGAGAAUGCUUCUGCUUUUUUCCAGGAAUUCAAAGUGCUGCAGUAUCAGAUAUCCAGAUGUGCAGAAGGUCAAAACUGUUUAGCUGGAGUCUCUGAAAUCUUCAUGUUCCUGGAUGAGAUAUCAGACAUGAUGCUCUCAGCCAGUGGAAAUGUCACUAUUAAAAUAUCUCCAACCAGUUUUGCUCCUUGGGAACAGGAACAUGAAGAAAUUGCAUCCAUGUUCUUCUCACUCCUCCUGCCACCAAAUGAUGCUACCAAUGUGAAGACAUUCAAGCAGGCCCUUCAUUUCAUCAAACUGGUCAUGUCUACACCAAGUAUCACUGUAUCCAGUGUCCAGAGUGCUCUGAUACAGUCAAACCUCACCAUUCAGGAACUGAAUGGCCUUGCUGCACUAGCCGGAACUGCCAACAUUAAUGAGCUGAUUGUAAAUGUGAUGAAGAUUGUCAAUGUUCAGCAGUGUUUUGAACCUCAGAAUGACCUGAAUAUGACAACCCAUUGUGUUAUGGGAUUGGUCAACGGAUUCAGCGGCUUUCUGGCACACAUACCUGCUGUCCAUGAAGAGACAACCAUCCUCUCUCUUAUCCCACUAAUUGUCAACAAAACGAUCAGCGACAUUGUCCAAGUUAACUUCAGUUCUGACCUGAACAUGGCUGCUGUGCAGACUUUGAACGCUACCCUGGACAAUAUCAAGAUGAGCCUCCAGCUGAGCCAGCUAAACACUCCGGAGAUCAUGAAUGAAAUCAAGGUGUUGGAAGGUCUAAUACAUCUGGUUGCCAACAUGGAGCCAAUUAACAGCCUUAAUACCACAGCUAUGAAGGACCCCAUGCAUGCUCAGAAAGUGUAUCUGGAGCUUGUGGAGUGGUACUUGAAAAGACUGGAAAACAUCACCAGAAACAGUUCAGCAUCAGAGCUCCUUCAACCCUUUUUCCACAUCAUACAUAUGCAAGUGACAUCACAGCUGGCACAGACAGAUUUCUCUCUGUUUGUUAGUAACAAGGUUGAGUUCCUGCUGAACAACCUCCAGUACCCAAUAGAUGGUGCUGGGAUGACUAAAAUUGGCCUGGCAACCACUGAGAUCACUGAACAUCUGUUGGACUACUUGAAGUUUGUGCUAGAGUUACAGAGUAAUGAUGAAGAUGACCAGCUGUUCAACUCAACACUUCUGCACUACACUGAGUUCCAAAUCGAACUCUACCUCAAUCUCAUAGAGACCUGGAUGAAACAGCCCAACAUCCCAAUGCUCUUUACUAGUUUGCUCCAAUGGGGUAACUCCUCCAUGACUGCAUCCGCCCCUGUGACAGACCUUCAUCAUUUACUGGAAACAAUGGUUCCUUUCCUCAGUUCUGAUCAGCUGGCCUAUCUCUCCAUGAUAAGCAACAUCUCCCAGUCUUUGAGCAAAGUCCUAAUGGUGGCAGAGCAAAAUGGUGGCCUACAGAGCGAACACUUCAUAGAUGCCAUCUCAGAAGCAGUGCAAAGUGCAAUGCAGAUCCUGAACACAGUCACGGAUCCCCUCUCGCCUCCCCUACAGGAGGAUAUCCUGGAAAUGUUACGAGAUUCACUGAAUCUCAUUGCCAAUCCAAACAUGAGUUUUGCCUCAUUACGUAACAUUUCUCUACACAUCCUAAAGAGAGCUGAGAGAGUAAUGCCAGAAAUGUGCCAAGAAUACCUGCUCGCUGUUAUCAAAGUAGUUACUACAUAUUUUGAGAACACGGUUAACGGCGGUGGACCAGACAAGUGGAAUCAAAUAAUUUUCGAUGAGAUGAAAACUGUCCAGAGCCUCCUGCCACCAAACAGCACAGCCCAUGCCUACAUCUCUGUCGUCAUUGACAUCACUCACUUCAUCUUGGAGUCAGGACAAGGGAACACCAGCCUUUGGGCAACUUUUGCUGGAGCAUCACUUGAAACUUUGCCAGAAGUAAUUGGCAAGAUUGGCAAACUCACGAGCAUGUUUUGGCAACUUGCUACGGGAGGCACAGGCUCAAAUGUUCCUUCUCUGGAGGUUUUGAGUGACCUUGUUCCAGUUGUGGAGCAGAUGAUGACUGGGAAGGCAGACCAAGACACAUGGGACAAACUUGAACAGAUGUUGGAAGCCCUGUUGUCAGGCCUUGAAGAGACAGAGCUAUGGAACAGCACCAUGUCUCUUAUGCCUCUGUUUGAAAACGUGAUUGGAAGUUUGGUGAAGAACAUGCAAGCAGAGAAUGGGAACACCAGCCUUUGGGCAACUUUUGCUGGAGCAUCACUUGAAACUUUGCCAGAAGUAAUUGGUCAGAUUGGCAAACUCACGAGCAUGCUUUGGCAACUUGCUACGGGAGGCACAGGCUCAAAUGUUCCUUCUCUGGAGGUUUUGAGUGACCUUGUUCCAGUUGUGGAGCAGAUGAUGACUGGGAAGGCAGACCAAGACACAUGGGACAAACUUGAAGAGAUGUUGGAAGCCCUGUUGUCAGCCCUUGAAGAGACAGAGCUAUGGAACAGCACCAUAUCUGUUAUGCCUCUAUUUGAAAACGUGAUUGGAAGUUUGGUGAAGAACAUGCAAGCAGAGAAUGUGAUGAUAAUGAGCCUUCAGAUGCCCAUGGUGACCCUGAUGAGGGACAUUGCGCUGUCUGUCAACACCAGUCAUUUCAACUUGUCUGAGCUCUCAGAGGAAAUGCAGCAUGCUAUUGAACACACAGUUAAAGCAGCUCAGGAGGCAAAUGGUACAUUGAACUGCAGUGAGGCACUGAAAGCAUGGGAGCCAGUUAGACAGGCAGCAGGGUUAAACCACACAACAUUGUCUGUGUGGUGCGACAUCAGCCUGCAGCCUGUUCUUGAGGCCUUCGCUGAAGCCCAGACUGUCUACUCCCAGCUGAGCAUGAGUCACAUGGGUGUGGGACCUAUGAGUGCGAGUGCUGCAGCUGACAGGAUUGUCAGAACAGUACAGUCUCUCUACCAAGUCAACAUCAACUGCACACUUGUGAUACAGCAGCUCAUCGUCACUUUCUCCAGUCAGCUGUCUGAUCUGGCAGACCAGUCUUUAAGCCCUGAGGUAGAGACUUACUGGUACAAGCAGCUGCAGGACAUGCAGUUGCAAAACAGACUUGGACAGAUGUUGGGAGCCCUGUUGUCAGCCCUUGAAGAGACAGAGCUAUGGAACAGCACCAUAUCUGUUAUGCCUCUAUUUGAAAAUGUAAUGGGAACUGUGGUGAAGAACAUGCAAGCAGAGAAUGGGAACACCAGCCUUUGGGCAACUUUUGCUGGAGCAUCGCUUAAAACUUUGCCAGAAGUAAUUGGUCAGAUUGGCAAACUCACGAGCAUGCUUUGGCAACUUGCUACGGGAGGCACAGGCUCAGGUGUUCCUUCUCUGGAGGUUUUGAGUGACCUUAUUCCAGUUGUGGAGCAGAUGAUGACUGGGAAGGCAGAGCAAGACACAUGGGACAAACUUGAAGAGAUGUUGGAAGCCCUGUUGUCAGCCCUUGAAGAGACAGAGCUAUGGAACAGCACCAUAUCUGUUAUGCCUCUGUUUGAAAACGUGAUUGGAAGAUUGGUGAAGAACAUGCAAGCAGAGAAUGUGAUGAUAAUGAGCCUUCAGAUGCCCAUGGUGACCCUGAUGAGGGACAUUGCGCUGUCUGUCAACACCAGUCAUUUCAACUUGUCUGAGCUCUCAGAGGAAAUGCAGCAUGCUAUUGAACACACAGUUAAAGCAGCUCAGGAGGCAAAUGGUACAUUGAACUGCAGUGAGGCACUGAAAGCAUGGGAGCCAGUUAGACAGGCAGCAGUGUUAAACCACACGACAUUGUCUGUGUGGUGCGACAUCAGCCUGCAGCCUGUUCUUGAGGCCUUUGCUGAAGCCCAGACUGUCUACUCCCAGCUGAGCAUGAGUCACAUGGGUGUGGGACCUAUGAGUGCGAGUGCUGCAGCUGACAGGAUUGUCAGAACAGUACAGUCUCUCUACCAAGUCAACAUCAACUGCACACUUGUGAUACAGCAGCUCAUCGUCACUUUCUCCAGUCAGCUGUCUGAUCUGGCAGACCAGUCUUUAAGCCCUGAGGCAGAGACUUACUGGUACAAGCAGCUGCAGGACAUGCAGUUGCAAAACAGUUUGUCUUCCAUUAAGCAGCUCUCAGAUGAGCUGCUUGGAGUGGCUCCAUUCCUGCAGCCUUACAUCGAAGCAGCAGUAAAAGCAGUGAGCCUCAUCCUGGACAACUACCACCUCGUUCAAAACAGCAGCUCAUCCCAAAAUCUCUUUAGAGAAGCAGCAAUGAUUUUCCUAACUUCUGCAAACAUCACCUCAGAUGACAUUUCCUACAUGAUUGGGGAAAAUGGGGCUGGACUUAAUGGGACUGUUUUUGCUGACAUGAUGAGGGAAGUGGUCAAACUGAUGAAUAACAUGAAGUUAUUCAGGGAUCUGCCUAUGGUUUAUCAAGCCUUGGAGCAGUUUCUGGCAUUCAACGACACAAACGUGAUGUUGGAGAAUUUGGUUGAGAUGUCUGUUUGGCUGACCUCAACUCAAGCGUCUGGAUUGGACCUGCUGAGUCAAACUCUACCCAGAAUGUAUGACAUCACCAGGUCUCUGUUGUCUGUCCUAACAAAAAUGAAUUUGAUCAUGCCAGCGGGUGCAGAACUGUAUGAAGAUAUUGCUGGAAACAUCAUUGUAAUGUUUAGACAGUUGGUAAGCACUGGUGAUCUUUUCCCCCUCAUGCCCCCACAACUUGGUAUGCCACAAUCAGAAAUGACUGGUGGUCACUACACGGGGAUGACCAGGCGAAGACGUGAUCUUUCGUUGAUGAUGACAAGAGACCCCAUGGAUGAUUUUAUAGACUUAUUCUACAUCGACUACCCAACCAUGUUCAGAGCCAUUUCCGUACCUCCAACCACGACAGAAAUGAUGGAAACGGCCCACGUGCUCUUUGCCAAUCCAGAUCUGAAUGUUGUGCUUAAGGGAGCUACAAGUGACAUGCCAUGGGGCUUGAAUGCCUCUCGGGAGACGACCAUUGAUGUUGCCCUCGGGAUGUUCUCCUUCUUCACCCAACCUGACUUGCUUCAGAUGCCACCAAUGGUUCUCCUGAUGAAUGCUGCCGAUAUGCUUCCUGAUGGCUUUCCAUUCUCCUCUGAGAUUAAAAAUAUCACCAGAGCGCUAGCCAGCGAAUCUCAAGAGAACCUGAUGCUUAUGCAGCAGACCAGUCGAGUGAUUGCUGAGCUUCUUCAGAUCAGCCCAACAGACCCACAGUUCCUAGAGCUGCUACGUCACCUGAGAUCCCAGGUGUGCACCUUGGAGAACACAGAGCCUGUACAGGUGGUGUCAGGAAUCCUUUCCAUUGAACCUGGGCAGCUCUGUCACACGUUUCUGCCCAGCCUGCAAAUCUUGGUAGAGGGUCUGCUUCUGAACACAACUUCUAUGUCUGACAUCAUUUUCCAGGCUGUGAUUGGAGACCCCAAGAGCUACAAUGUCCAGAUAAACUGGACUUCUGUUUUAAGUCAAAGUUUGGACUUUAACACCAGCAGCCUGAGCUCUCUUGACCUCAACUUCACCUCUCCAGGAGUGGUGACAGUUGGGGAUAUGCUGAGGAACAAAACAGCCUUUGUUCUGGCUGUUCAGCAACAUAUGGCUUUCAAUCCUACAGCUCUUCAUCUACUGAUGGAAACCGCCCUCCCAAACAACAAUUUAGAGAUCCUGUCCUGGUUGGUAAACCUGAAUCACUGCAACUCCACAGCAUACAGUGAGAUGAAUGAGACAGAUGUGAUCAUCCUGAAGACCUUCUGCAACAUGUCUGCUGAAGAGUGGUACUUGUUUUCACUGCUGAUGGCCGAGCAUGUGAACACGGAGAAAGCCCUCUACAGGAUGAUGUUGUCUGAGGAAAUGCUGAACCUGGUGGGUAUCUUGCUGCAGAUGGCAAAGAGUCUAACAGACGUGAUGAACAAGAUCCUUCCUGCUGUCAGUCAACUACAGAACUACCUGCUCUCAGUCCGAGACCUCAACCUGGGAGCCAACAACGAAUUUCAACAAAUGACAAGAGGGCAGAGAGUCAGCAUCUCUAGCCGAUCGACAUUUGUGACCCUCUCCCGUGCUUUGUGCAGCAACGGGAUCCUAGCUCUGUUUGGAAUCUCCAAACUUCCUGAAAUCAGCAGUACAAGUCCUUCAUCCCCCGACAACCAGCAGCGGGAGGAGAUGAUUGAGAGGUUCAAGAUUCCACGAAAUGCCACUCCCUUCUGCAUGAACAUGUACCUGGACAUGGUAAAUACCACCGGAGGAGCGAUUGCCUGGGCCUUCCUCAAACCAAUGCUGAUGGGACACAUCCUCUACACACCUGACACACCCAUAACCAGAGCCAUAAUGGAGAAGGCAAAUGCCACCUUGCAGGAGUUUGCAAAUCUGAGGAAAAAUUCUGAGGACUGGAUCGAAUCCUCCAACUACAUCAUAAAGUCUGCUGAGAUACUCAGCACUACUUUACCAAUGCUGCAGAAUUCCCUCGGCAAUUCCUUUGUGAAGAAUUUCAUCGAGAUGCAGACAGACAUCAAUGUCGACAGAAUGAAGGAGACGCUCAGCAGCUUCUCUAACAUGACGGUGAUGCUCAGUAAGAACAAAAACAUCCUUGAUCAGAUCACCACCUUGUCCACCCUGAUGAUGAGACUUUCUUCCUGCGUCAAAUUCGACCGUUACCAUGGCUACGACUCAGUUGAGGAGCUCAACACUGUGGCUCAGAAUCUUGCCAAAAACCGUGAUCUCUAUGCAAGUGUGAUCUUCAAGCUUCCCAAAGAUUCAUCCAAGAAGCGGGAGGCUAGAUCCUCCUCAUCCUCCUCUUCCGCUGCUUCCUCCCUGCCUCCUGAAGUCAGCUACACCAUCCGCAUGCAUAUGGACAAUGUCAUGCGUACUGACAGAGUGCGAAACCCAUACUUUGUGAAGGACAGACACAUCUCGGCCAGUCAAACGAUGCGCUACAACCGGGGAUUCAUCUACCUUCAGGAAAGCAUUGAUCGAGCUAUCAUCGAAACCCAGAUUGGGCAGAGAGUCACAGACCUGGCCGUACAGCUGCAGCCCUUCCCCUACCCGUGUCAUCUUCGAGACGAGUACCUGGAGGCCAUCUCUUUUGUCUUCCCUCUCAUGCUGAUGAUAGCCUGGGUGUUGUUUGUGGCUGAAUUUGUGAAAAAGCUGGUGCAUGAGAGAGAGCUGAGGCUGCACGAGUACAUGAAAAUGAUGGGAGUCAACCCACUGAGCCAUUUCUUCGCCUGGUUCCUGGAGUGCGCCACCUACCUGGUGAUGACCAUCUUUAUCCUCACGCUGGUACUAAAGUACGGCAAGAUCCUGCCCAACAGUGAUGGGUUCCUCAUCUUCCUCUACCUCUGCGACUACGGUUUAAGCAUCUUGGCCUUCAGUUAUCUGGUCAGCUCCUUCUUUGAUAAGACCUUCAUUGCCGGCCUGAGUGGAAGCCUCCUCUACAUCCUCUGCUUCUUCCCCUACAUCGUAGUCAUGGCUCUGGAAACAAAUCUAACCUUCUCCCAGAAGAGCAUCCUGAGUUUGUUCUCUCCAACCUGUUUCAGCUACGCCGGUCAAUAUGCGUCUCGCUACGAGUCCCAAGGAGAAGGAAUUCAGUGGAGCAACUCCUACGCCUCACCCAUUGCUGGAGACACAGCCUCGUUUGGUUGGCUGUGCUGGCUCAUGCUGAUCGACUCUAUCCUGUACUUCAUUAUCGGGAUUUACAUCCGCAUGGUCUUCCCAGGAAAAUAUGGCAUCCCUGCCCCAUGGUACUUUCCCUUCAAGCGCUCCUUCUGGGCUGAGCUGUGCUGUUGCAUUCAGUCAAAGAGCAGUGUGGGCAAAGGACUCCUCUUUGCCAACAUCAUGCAGAAAAACCAGCCUGUCUUCUCUGAUGACAAAGGAAAAGGCCAAAGCACUCUGUCCUAUCAGGCUGGAGAGGAUCGCUCAGAGCUCCCAGUGGGUGUUGCCCUCCAUGGUCUCACGAAGAUGUAUGGUGACCAAGCAGCCAUUCAGAACCUAAAUGUUUCCUUUCAUGAGGGCCACGUCACCUCCCUGCUUGGUCACAAUGGAGCUGGCAAAACCACAACCAUGUCUCUCCUGACUGGCCUUUUUGCCCCAACAUCGGGCACCAUACAGGUGUAUGGCAAAGACAUGGAGACAAACAUUGAUGAAGUCCGCAGAGAGCUGGGGGUAUGCAUGCAGUACGACGUCCUCUUUGACCACAUGACUGCCAAGGAGCACCUGCUGCUGUACGGCCAGAUCAAGGCUCCACAGUGGUCUAGUAGACAACUACAUGAGCAAGUCCACAUGAUCCUGGAGGAAACGGGCAUGUAUGCUCACAGACACAAGCGAGUAGGGACCCUGUCAGGGGGGAUGAAACGCAAGCUGUCAAUCGCCAUCGCCUUCAUAGGGGGCUCUCGCUUGGUGGUUCUGGAUGAACCCACCACAGGAGUCGAUCCCUGCUCCAGGCGCAGCAUCUGGGACAUUGUGAUCCAGUAUAAGAAACACCGCACCAUCAUCAUGUCCACCCACCACCUGGAUGAGGCUGAAGUUCUGAGUGACCGCAUUGCUUUCCUGGAGAGAGGAGGAUUGAAAUGCUACGGAUCUCCUUUCUACCUGAAAGACAUGCUGGGUCAAGGCUACAAACUUACCCUCACCAAGAAGACUCAAAAGAGAGACUCUGAGCGUAUUGACAGUGUUGAACUUAAGGCCUUUAUCCAAGCUCAUGUACCCGAAGCUCGAAUGAAGGAGACCCAGGGGGGUGAUGUAGUCUACUCACUGCCCCCUUUCACCUCAUCAAACGCCUCUUCCUAUCGCUCCCUCCUGACCUCGCUGGAUGCCAACCUGGAUGACCUACAGCUGAGGGGCUAUGGCAUCUCUGACACCACUCUGGAAGAAGUGUUCCUCCAGCUGACUCAUGGAAACACAGCUGAGGAUACCCCGCUGUCUAUCUCAGAGACAGUUUCUGACACCGCAUCCAUCGACAGCUUCCCUUCAGACAUCAGUGAAAACAGCUUCAGUGACAAUAUCAAGCUUUCCAGUUCUUCCACGAUGAGUGGCAUGGCCCUGGCCUGGCAGCAGAUAAUAGCCAUGUUAAUCAAGAGGUUCCACCACAGCCGCAGGGACUGGAAGGGCCUGAUCUCUCAGAUCUUGCUGCCUGUACUGUUUGUGGUGUUUGCUAUGGGCUUGGGCUCCAUCAGGAAAGACUUGCAGCACUAUCCCGAGCUGGAGCUUAGCCCUGCCCUCUACAAAAUCGGACCGAGUUACUCUUUCUUCAGCAACCAAAAUCCAGAAUCCAACAAUUUGGUGGACAGCAUGAUGUCAUUCCCCGGGAUCGAUAACGCCUGCCUCAACAUGUCUGAUAACCAGGUCUGCACAAGAAGCACAAACAACUGGCGCUCCAGUGGGAAUAGCUCCCAAGCAUUUAGUGUCUGUAAAUGCACCCAACAGGAACAGAUAUGUGAAAAGGACAGCUUCCAGCCCCCCCACAAGAAGAUCCCCUCUUCUCAGGUCGUUUAUAAUCUGACCGGCAUCAAUACGGAGAACUACCUGGUGGCCACAGCUAACGACUUCAUCAGGAACAGGUACGGUGGUUUUGCUUUUGGCAUGCCGCUGCCAUCUGAUCUACAAAUGGACCUCAAGACGGUGCCCAAAAACCGUACACUGUCCAAGGUGUGGUUCAACCCUGAGGGCCAUCACACAAUGCCGUCAUACCUCAACAGCCUCAACAACUUGAUCCUGCGUUCUAAUAUUCCAGCUGACAAAAAUCCAAGUAAAUAUGCCAUUUCAGUUUCCAGUCACCCAUACUUUGGCAGGGCUGAUGAUGAAGAUGCAAUUGUCCAGGGAAUGCUCCAGAUCCUGGUGGCUAUGUGUGUGCUGACAGGUUAUUCAAUUACAACAGCAAGCUUCGCCAUCUAUGAAGUCAGUGAGCACCACAGCGGGUCUAAGGUGCUCCAGCACAUCGCUGGCAUCGGCGAGCCCUUGUACUGGGCUGUGAACUUCUUUUACGACAUGGCCAUUUACAUGAUCCCAGUGACUCUGACCAUUGGAGUAGUUGCAGCCUUCCAGAUUCCAGCAUUUAACGAUCGGCAAAAUUUGGCUGCCGUCACUCUCCUUCUCGUCCUCUUUGGGUUUGCUACCUUCCCAUGGAUGUAUCUGUUAUCAGGUGUUUUCAAACACCCUGAGAUGGCCUUCAUCACCUAUGUGUGCAUCAACCUCUUCAUCAGCAUCAACACCAUCAUAUCCACCUCAGUUCUCUACUUUCUGGGUCAAAUAUCAAAACACAACCUAGAGGUCACACAUGAAAUCUUCAACAGGCUGAGCCACGCCUUCCUCAUCUUCCCCCAGUUCAGCUUUGGGAAUGGGCUGAUGCAGCUGGCCAGAACAAACAUGGAGGUCCAGAUUCUCAGUGGCUAUGGAAUUGAUGCCUACAAGAACCCGUUCUCCACAGAGAGCUUGGGUUGGAUGUUCCUCUCCUCCCUCAUCCAGGGUCUGGUCUUCUUUACCCUGCGUCUCCUGCUUAACAAAACUCUCAUGCGCAAAGUCAGGCAUCUGAUUAUGGGCAGAAAGACAGUGCCCCCCAUUGCUCUUGAGGACGAGGAUGAGGAUGUGGCAGCAGAGCAUUUGCGAGUGUCCAGUGGAGCAGCCAGCUCAGAUUUACUUCAGGUUAACCAGCUCACCAAAGUCUACCAACAGUUUAAGAAGAAGGUCCAUGCUGUCAAGAGACUGUCUGUGGGCAUCCCUGCUGGAGAGUGCUUUGGCCUGCUGGGAGUGAAUGGGGCAGGAAAAACUACCACCUUCAAGAUGUUGACCGGAGAUGUUAGCCCCACCGACGGCUCAGCACAGAUCAAGAACUGGGAUGGGCGGCUGGUAGACAUCAUGGAGUGCAGGAACAAGGGAAUCAACAUUGGCUACUGUCCCCAGGUCGACGCUCUCGAUGAUCUGCUCACUGGAGAAGAGCAUUUGUACUUUUAUGCUCGCAUCCGUGGCAUCUCAAAGCGAGAAAUACAUGGGGUGGUGAACUAUCUACUGAGGAGGCUGGAGCUGAAUUACUACAGAAACAACACUACUGAUGGCUACAGUUGUGGAACCCGCAGGAAGUUGUCUACUGCGCUUGCUCUCAUUGGUCAUCCACAAAUCCUGCUCCUGGAUGAGCCGAGCUCUGGCAUGGACCCUCGCACCAAACGUCACCUAUGGAAAAUCAUCUCUGAGGAAGUGAGAGGAAAAUGUGCAGUGGUCCUCACUUCUCACAGCAUGGAGGAGUGUGAGGCGCUGUGUAGCCGUCUUGCCAUCAUGGUGAAAGGUCAGUUCCAAUGCCUGGGCUCCCUGCAGCACAUUAAGAACAGGUUCGGCAGUGGAUUCAUUGUGAAGAUAUACUUAGCUGAAGCCUCUUGUGAAGCAGAGGCAAUCACGAGCUUCAUGCAGCGCAGAUUCCCCAGCACUUAUCUCAAGGACCAGCACUCUACCAUGGUGGAGUACCAUGUACCAGUUGCUCCUGGCGGGGUUGCUGACAUCUUUGACCAGCUGGAGUCUAACAAGAAUGCUCUGCACAUCAAACACUUCUCCGUGAGCCAGACCACACUGGAUGAGGUCUUCAUCAAUUUUGCCAUGGGAAAGAUUGGCAUGGAAACCAUACCGAUUCACAGUGAAGACGACUCUGACAACCUGGACUCCAUUAAGGCAGUACCAACAUAGAGCUCACUGUCACCUCUUCCUUUCUGUUUUGUUCUCUGUGAGAUGAAACACUGUCCACUCAUAUUACACCUGCCCCUAUUAUAUAUAAUAUGUGUAUGAAUGUGUGAAAUAAGACUUUAAACUAUUCAUGUCUCAAAAACGCUGAUUAUGUCUUGAAAGUCCUUUGACUGACCACAUGAAGGGGAAAUUACAUUUUUACUUUUACUAAAUGGAAUCACUAAGAAACAGAGGAGCACAUGCACUUUUGCAUAUAUGCACAGAUUAAGUUGAUAAAUAAGUUUUUUGUUUAUUUACUAUUUUCCUUUUGUGCCAGUAACAUGACUUCACUUGUAUGUUUACCUUUGAUUCUCCAGAUUUAUUAUUGGUACAACCUUGGUUUUUCUCUCUGUGGUUGGGGUACUGUUCACUGCUAGAAUAUCAAAUUAAAGAAGCAUAUUACUCAAAAUUAUCUUCAGCGCAACUUAAUGGGGGCAUGUCAUCGUUGUAUAUCAUUUGAAAUCCCUUUCUCAUAAAUAUAUGAAAAAAUAAUAUGGUACAUUUUUAAAACCUGAAGUACAUUUAAUUGAAUCCGCUAAAUGAAUCUUGACAAAAGGACAUAUUGACACUCAAAACUCAAUAAACACUGUUCCUCUAUUUGUUAAUGCUUCCUGUUAAUGUAAAUGCAUGUCUAACCACUGGAAUAACGAUAUUGGGAAUUUAAUAGACUUUCCUGCUUAUGAUGCAGAUCCAGGAGGUCUUAAAUUUAUCAAGCCUAUUUUUAUAAUCCCAAUAAAAUAUUUUUCAAGU
Molecule: messenger RNA, 15856 nt
Organism: Melanotaenia boesemani (Boeseman's rainbowfish)
Lineage: Eukaryota; Metazoa; Chordata; Actinopteri; Atheriniformes; Melanotaeniidae
Gene: abca12
Product: ATP-binding cassette, sub-family A (ABC1), member 12
Exons: 81
Coding region: 275-15070 (4931 amino acids)
Biological process (GO): lipid transport; transmembrane transport
Cellular component (GO): intracellular membrane-bounded organelle; membrane
Molecular function (GO): apolipoprotein A-I receptor binding; lipid carrier activity; ABC-type transporter activity
Source: RefSeq, a predicted model, not a curated record